This is a messenger RNA of Brugia pahangi, 363 nucleotides long. NCBI's taxonomy places the organism in Eukaryota, Metazoa, Nematoda, Chromadorea, Rhabditida, Onchocercidae. The record is from the annotation of a GenBank genome assembly.
AUGAUGUUUGAGCAAAGUCUUCCGCACCUUGCCGGUAAAUGCUGCUGCGCUGGGGGGGCAAAGCCGGAAUUACCCUCGUUCUCACCUUUCCUGCCAUCACUGCCAGACUAUUCAUGGCUGUUACCACAAUCUUCGUGUUGUGGUAAUAUUUUCCCUAGUGAUAAGAAAAAGGAAUGCGGUGGAUGCGGUGGAUGUGGUGGAUGCGGCUGUAGAUGCGGAUGCGGCCAAAUUGCUCCUCCUCCUCCUCCUCCUCCACAACCAUCAUAUAAGGUACCUCCAGCACCAGCAUAUAUAGCAUCACCUCCACCACCACCUCCAUACAAGUUACCUUCUCUUGGUGGUGGACUAUUCGGAUUGAGGUGA